Messenger RNA from Hansenula anomala, 2738 nucleotides. RefSeq lists its product as uncharacterized. Gene Ontology annotation, molecular function: protein binding. The record is from RefSeq and is a predicted model, not a curated record. The coding region runs from base 450 to 2738 and encodes 762 amino acids. The transcript has 3 exons. Lineage: Eukaryota; Fungi; Ascomycota; Saccharomycetes; Phaffomycetales; Wickerhamomycetaceae.
CUUUUUUAAUGUCCUUGGUUAGAGAGUGUUGAAGUAAGAUUGUUCAUUGCAAAUGGUCCCUUAAAUCAUAAUCAAAUAACUCAAACCUUUCCUGAAAAAAAGUAGAAAAAUAAUAUCUGAUCUAAUUUUCAAGUGGUUACCCAAAAUGGAUUCUCUUGUGCAAAUUGGCGACUUCGACUUGACUUUUUUAGACUUUUGGGGGCUGUGUGUGUAGGUGAAAGUGUCUGCUGUGAAUGGAGGAAUAAAUGUAAGCGUAGCUUAAUUCCUACAAAAGAAUUUCAGCUCAUAAGCUGUGUAACUAAGAAGCAUUUUGAGGUCAGCUUGAAUAAAUUCUGAUUGGGCUGUGAAAGUUGGGCUUACAGGUACAGUGAGUCUAUCGCGAAGAAUGUUCACCAUUUCAAUCAUAUUUGGCCGUGCUCAACAACACAAUUCAUCAAGCGGCCCGGGAAAUGAAGCUACAGGACCUUCCUGAUGAACUAUUAUUCCAAAUAUGCAAUCAAUUGAGCAUUAAUGAUUUGAUAUCAUUUGUAAAAGUUCCAGAAUUCGGUUCAAGAACCCAAAGUUUUUACAAAUUUUAUUAUGAUGAAGCAUCAACAAAAAGACUAGCCGAACAUUUACAACAGAAUUGUUCAUUCGCAAUUUAUUGGCCUGGUGGCUUUCCAAUAAUAGAUAACUCAAAAGCAUGGAUGAACCAUAUCUUACUAGAUAGUCCAGGUCGGUCAACAAUUAAGAGGGCGGAGAGAAUCUCAAGAAGGCUUCCAACUAUGAUUACGGUGGUUUCAAAGCAUUUAUCAAGAGAAUUAAUUCCUCGAUUAACUCCAUUGACUAGGUCACUUACUUUCUUGAAUGUCUUGGAAAUCGAUGAAGAUGGCAUUGAAUAUUUCAAUCCACAAGUUCUGGUAAAAGUACGUCGUGGCAACAUGAAGUUUCAAGAACUUCCACAUGAAAUACUGUUCCAAAUAUGCAAUAAUUUGAAUCUGAUUGACUUUGCUGCUUUUUCACAAGUUUCAGAACUUGCUUCAAGAACUCAUUGGUUUUUCAAAUUUUAUCAUGAUGAAUCAGAAGAAGCAAAACCAAUGGCGGUUCAAUUACAACAGCGUUGUCCGUUUAAAAUUGAGUCUCUUUAUGAUUUCCCAGAGGAUGGAGUUACAGGAGCUUUAAUGAUACAUAUCUUAGCAGGUAACCCUAGUGAUGAAAUGCUAGAGAGAAUGGAAAACAUAAAAAAGUCAGUUCCAAAUGUGAUUACAGCGAUUCCAGAUUGGUUGGACUCUUCAAUAUUCACUUCAAUUCUUGAAUAUUGUCCAAUGACUAAACUAGUCAGCAUUAUGAAUGUUCUUAGUGCCCAAAUUUCUCAUGCCGAGUGGAAGAUUGACCCUCAAAUUUUUGAAUUCCCAAAGCUUGAGCAAUUGGAGCUUCAAGAUGUUAGAUCCAUUAAUAAUACAAAUUAUAAACAUUUGGAGCUAUUGAGGUCGGAUCUAUUUACUUCGAUGGAGAGUUUUACUAUAGAUAGUGUACCACUUGGUAAUUGCUCAACAAUCUCUUUGAACUUACAAAAUCAACUUGAUACAAAGGCUGUCGGAAUUUUGAAAAAUCUUGUGUUACCAAAUGUUCAAAAUUUAAAAUUGACAAGUUUUUAUUCAUUUGUUAAUAUAGAUGCUCCAGAACUUGAGGUGUUAGAUCUAUCCAUUCGUUAUAAUAAGCCAUUCAUUUUUCAAAAUUUCAAUGCACCAAAGUUGUUAAGGAUAACAACACAUUUCCCUUUUGACACUAACGAUGAAGAAGAAGAACAACUACAUUUUGAAAAAUUUGAAAAUGUUCAUUUUCCAAAAUUACAAGAGUUUCAAAGAUUAAAUGAAUCAUUACUUGAUUCUGCAGGAGAUUUUAGCUUUGAAGAAUUACAAAUAAUUAAGUGUAAUGGAAAUUUUCGGUUAUGGGUUGGAAGGUUUAAUCCUUUAGUUUUAAAAAAAUUGGAGUUGGGUUGUACAUAUUGGCUACAUGAAACUACCUACAAACAAUACCGAGCACAUCAUUCAGCUUUAUGCGAAUAUGAUUCAUUUCCAUUACUUGAAGACUUGCAAAUAUGUUUCAGGCCAUAUCCUUUAGCUUUUUUUGAUUUGCCUUUUGCUUUCAAUCUUCCAAAACUCACUCAUUUAUUCUUACAAAACGUUGAGGGUGUAACAGGUGAAACGUUGAAUCAAUUGUUUUUGAAUAGUCCGAAACUCAGUGGUAUUUGCAUAUCUUUAGUACCUGAAGAACAUAUAAAGAUAGAUGGAGUAAACUCUGAUAGUAUGGAGAGCCUAAGCUUAAGCAUUGAAAGAACCACAGAUAAUCACUUAUCAAACUGUUUGUUUGAGCUUACCAAUUGUCAUUUUCCAAAGCUAUCGAAACUUUCUCUAUUCAUGCUUGAUGAUAUGUCUGUGAACAUUGAUAAUAUUAUUACACCUUGUUUGAAAAAAUUUCGUUCUAGUGAUUUUUUUAUGGAAAGUAUUAAUUUCUCCAAAAUGAAUACACCAUGCAUUGAAGAUAUCUUCUUUGACGGUUUUGCAUCUGAGAUUGAAUUGGGAGAUAUAGAAAAUGUGAAAAGGUUGGGUAUAAGCUCUUUUGACAAGCUUAGUUAUACAAAAGAGCCAUUAGAGCUUAAAUAUUUAAGGUUACCAUCAAGUGAAGAAAUUGAACACAAAGGAAGUAAAAAAGCUUGUGAACGACUACAUGAAAUCAAAUCAAGGUCACCUUCAUGA